Chroicocephalus ridibundus (black-headed gull) is the source of this 3001-nucleotide messenger RNA. Its product is annotated as melanotransferrin-like. The transcript is spliced from 18 exons. Lineage: Eukaryota; Metazoa; Chordata; Aves; Charadriiformes; Laridae. The record is from RefSeq and is a predicted model, not a curated record. Gene Ontology annotation, cellular component: early endosome; recycling endosome; plasma membrane. The coding region runs from base 177 to 2396 and encodes 739 amino acids. Gene Ontology annotation, biological process: iron ion transport.
GGGGACGGUGUGUGCAGGGGGCCGUUCCCUGAGGAGAACGCGGUGUGUAGGGGCAGGACCGUCCCUCACGGGAGACGCGGAAUGGGGACACCGCUUUGGUCAUCACUGUGGAAUUCCUGGUAUGAGAAGGCAGAGCGUCAGGGUAGAGAGAGGAUCCUUGCUGAACUGCUGUAAUCAUGAAGGCAGUGGUUUUAAUUGUUCUAAUCAUCUUCACUUUGCUGUCUUCAGGGAAGAAAUUCCGAUGGUGCACCCUUUCUGACCUAGAACAGAGAAAAUGUGCUGAACUGUCCAAAGCACUUACGGCUGCGGUGCCCCUUGCUACUGUCAAUUCAUUUGCUAGGAUUUCUUGCAUCAGAGCCCACAAUACAUAUGACUGCAUUGAUAAAAUCAGGGUGAAUAAAGCAGAUGCUGCCUCCUUGGAUGCUGGAGAUGUUUACUCUGCUGUAAAGCUAUAUGGUUUGACAGUGGUGGCAAAGGAGAUCUAUGAGCAAGGGAAUUGUGUGUUUGCUGUGGCCAUUGCCAAACGAGGAACUCUGGAUAUCCAGAGGCUACGAGGUGCACGCAGCUGCCACAAUGGAGCCAGAUGGACAUCAGGCUGGAAUAUUCCACUUGGCUUUCUCCUUGCAAGCAAUGAUCUUUCCUGGGAUGAGGCGCAACCUCUGAGCCACGUAAUCAGUGAGUAUUUCAAUGCAAGUUGCAUCCCUGGGGUUGGUGUUGCUGCUCCUCGACUGUGUUCUCUCUGCCAAGGACAGAAAUCCUAUGUCAGAGACAAGAACCACUUCUGUGAGACAAGCAGUAACGAACCCUUCUAUGACUCUGAGGGAGCCUUCAGGUGCUUGAAGAAUGGAGUGGCAGAUGUUGCCUUUUUAGAUCAUCUAACAAUUAUGAGUGCCACAGAGGCAGAACAACAGGAAUAUGAACUCUUAUGUCCGGAUGGGACUACGGCUGAGCUGACUGAAUACAGCACCUGUAACUUGGGCAAGGGGCCUGGCCGUGGCAUCAUCACCCGCCACAACUUCCAGAAGAUCACCAACAAAUUUCUUACCAUGAUCCAACGCCUCUUUGGGCAAAAAGGAAAGGAAAGAGCCAGGUUUGAACUCUUCACUUCAUCACCCUUUGGGGGAAAGAACCUGCUGUUCCGAGAUGCCACUCAGCACCUGCAGCUUCUUGAGGAGCAGCUAGAGAUUGCCUAUGUCCUUGGUCUGGAUUACGUUGCUCUUCUUAAGGGACUCGGCCAUGAAGGGAGCUCUUUGGAAAACAGUGUUGUGCGCUGGUGCUGCAUUAGUGAUGCUGAGCUGCGCAAAUGUGAGGAGUGGGCGCUGAGCAUCAAAUCUGAUCCGUUAGUCUGUGUCCAAGCAAAUUCCAUGACUAAAUGCAUUGAAAUGAUCAAGAGUAGUGAGGCUGAUGCCGUCACCCUGGACGCAACACAUGUCUACAUUGCAGGGAAGUGUGGAUUGGUGCCUGUAGCUGCAGAAUGUUAUGGGGGAGAUUGUGCCCCAGCUGCUAAGAGCACGGAGGAAACACGGAAACAAAUUCAUCUUAAGCACAAAGCACUGCCACCAGUUUAUGCUGUUGCCUUAGCUAAGAAAAAUGCCAAACAGAUUAACAUUCGUAACCUUAGGGGAAGGAGAUCCUGCCACAGUCACCUGUAUAGUCCUGGAGGAUGGUUACUUCCUUCCAGAUACACAGUGGGAGCUCUGGAGAACGGUACUGGGAACUGUGACAUUGGUUCUGUUUAUCAGAAUUACUUUUGGAAGAGCUGCAUGCCAGGAGCAGAUGGAAGCCUGUGCAAGGUGUGCAUUGGAGACAGUGAGGUGGAAGGGGCUCGAGUAUCUAGCAGAUGUGCUGCCAGUCACAACGAACGUUACUAUGGCAAUAUGGGAGCACUCAGGUGCCUAGUUGGCAAUCCCAGUGGAAGAAGCUUCGGAGAUGUAGCUUUCCUGGAACACUCUAACCUACUCCAGAACAUACAGAAUCUGGACAGCACUGGUUGGGCAAAAGGUUAUACCGCUGUUGACUUUGAACUCUUGUGUCCAGAUGGAACGCGCGCUGCAGUCACAGAAUGGGCAGGCUGUAACCUUGGCCCCAUUCCCCCCAGCACGGUUAUGACUCGACCAGUCACUGUCACUAAAAUCUAUGACUUCCUAAUGAAAUCCCAGGAAUCUCUGGGAAGCAAACCGGAUUCUGAAUUCCAUCUCUUUCAGUCGUGGAAGUAUGGUGAAAGCGAUCUGCUUUUCAAAGAUACUACUCAGUACCUCGUUCAUGCAAGUCACAUGAGCUAUCGGGAAAUUCUUGGAGUGUCUUUCUUUCAACUGGCAGAAUCAGUGUUUAACUGUACACCUGCAGGCAUCUUAAACUUCUGCAAACAGGAUAUCUGUGCAUCCUCAUCAAACUGAUGGCUAAUACAGAAGCCUUCCAAGGCUCAUACAUCACCAUCAACAUUGAAAACAAGGAAAUAUGCAAGUCCAACCUAUCCAAAGCAAUCAGCGAGAAAACAGUCAUCUCUAGAAAUGUAUGCUGAAUAUUCUUGUGUCUUUUUCUUAUUUUUUAAAACAGAUUUUAUGUUUUAUGAUAAUGUAGUACUACUCAUAUGUCACCCCUUUCUUGUUUGGAGCAUGACAUCCUGUGGAACAGCACUGGCCAGUCUGCAUAACCCACAGCACAGAACUAGGAUCAGCAAUUCUGUACAACCACUGUGGAGAAGUCAUUUUUGUGGAAAUAGCAGGGCUGAUACCAUGGACUAAAAUAUAGACUGUCAGGAGUGGCACAGGUUAGUCAGUAGCAGUUUGCCUUGCUUGUUUUAUAAACUGUUUCCAUGGGAAGAAAAAAAAUAAUCAACUGACAUUUUUGUAGUUGCAGCACUGUCCUCCUAGGUAGUCCUUGCUGAAUACACAUGUAGGUUUUAUAUGUAAUUGCUAUCAGAAUCAGUAGUCUUUUCUGCUUUUAUCUGGGAAGAAUGUACCUUCUGCUCCCAUACAGAUUUUUAAUUAAAAAAAAUAAU